This is a messenger RNA of Chrysoperla carnea, 5436 nucleotides long. RefSeq lists its product as uncharacterized. The record is from RefSeq and is a predicted model, not a curated record. Gene Ontology annotation, molecular function: nucleic acid binding. Lineage: Eukaryota; Metazoa; Arthropoda; Insecta; Neuroptera; Chrysopidae. The coding region runs from base 1 to 5436 and encodes 1811 amino acids. The transcript is spliced from 3 exons.
AUGGCUGAAGCUAAAUUAAAAUCAAAAUUAAAGGUUUUAACUUCGAAAAAGCAAACCCUUUUCAAAAGAGUACAGUUAUUAUUUGAUAAAAGUCAAAACAUUGCGGAUGAGACAAUUGUGAAUGAUUUUCUUAUCAGAUAUUCGACUUUGAACGAGACCUGUAAUGAGUUUAAGCUCCUAGUUGAUGAUAUAAAUUUAAUAAAUUUAGAGAUAGAUCCUGAAUUUGAGCCAAAUUGUCAAGAAUUAAACGUGAUAGAUGAAUUGUUUUGUCACAUUAAAUCCGUAGCUGAUUCUCUUAAGGUGAAAAAAUCCGAGCAAGUAAAUGAAUCGGUGAAAUCGAUUGGGGAUAUAGUCUCUCCUAGGCUACCUAAAAUUACGAUUCCAUCGUUUGAUGGCAACCCGUUAAGAUGGCCUAUAUUUUAUGCUACUUUCAAAUCAUUGGUGCAUGAAAACAUAAAAUUGGAUAGUAUUUCCAAAUUACAUUAUUUAUUAGGAAGUUUAACUCACAAUGCACUCGCUUUAUGUAGUGGGGUACCUCCUACACCUGAAAAUUAUUCAAUUAUGUGGGAUUCAUUAAUUGAUAAAUAUGAAGAUUCACGGCAGAUAGCCUUUAUGUAUUUGGAUCAAAUUUUGAAAUUCAAACCUUUUUUAGUGGAAAGUGGUCAAAAUUUAAACUUAUUUGUUGAAAAAUUUGAUAGUGCCGUUAACGCUCUAAAGGAAGUAAAGGUGGGAGAGUUAUCCGAUUUUAUUUUAAUGACAAUUGCUUUACAAAAAUUGGAUGUGCAUACACAGAAGUUAUUUGAACAGUCAUUGGCUAAAGGGGUCAUUCCCACUUAUAAUGAACUUUCCGUUUUUAUCAAAACCCAAUCGAAAAUACUGAGUCGAACUAGUGGUUCAGCUAAUUCCAGUAAGCAAGCAAAUUCUAAGGCGGUGAUGCAUUCAUUUGCUAUUAGUGCCGAUUCAAAUUCAUCCGAUGUUAUGAGUAAUAAUACGUAUGAGAAAUUAAUUUGUCCAAAAUGUAAGGGAAAUCAUAGAUUAUUCAAGUGUCAUAAAUUUAUGUCUUUAACGCCUACGGAACGAGUCCAUGUGGUUAAAGCACAUAAUUUAUGUUUCAACUGUUUGCAUUCCAAUCACGGUGUAAAGAAUUGUAGUUCAAACUCGAGCUGUCGUAAAUGUUCAAAACGCCAUCAUACGCUUUUACAUUUUCAUCAUAAGUCAGAUGCCAAUGGUAAAGAUAAUUCAGAAGUUUUAAAGGGUAAUCCCUCCACAUCGAGUGUGUCAGUUGAAUCCAAGCCAUCUCCUCCGGUGAGUUUGUGUUCGACAUCAGAAUUAGUGCAAUCGAAAUAUACUGUAUUAUUGGCUACAGCUCAAGUACAUGUUGUAUCUCAUUUUGGAGAAAAUUUUUUAUUUAGAUUUUUGAUUGACAGUGCAAGUCAAUGCAAUUUCAUAACUCAGAGGUGUUGUCAAAGACUCAAGUUACCAGUGAAUCGAGCGUGUCUGACCGUGUCAGGAAUUGGUGUUUCCGAAAAACGCGUCAACGGACAAGCUCAAUUAAAAUUUUAUAGUAAAUAUGAUAUUCACAAUAAAUACACGAUGAAUGUUUUAAUAGUUGAUAAAAUUACGGAUCAGUUGCCAACCUGUGUGAUUGAUAGUGAAGUGUGUGAUACAUUUAAAAAUUUGCGUUUGGCAGAUGAUGAAUUUUAUCGACCGAGUGAGAUUGAUGGAAUGAUAGGCGCCGAGUUAGUGCCCUACAUUCUGAAGGGACUUCGAAUCACAGGUCGGGAUUCGCCAGUCGCCCUUGAUUCGACGUUAGGUUUCAUUAUUAUGGGUAAAGCGAAAGCUGAAGUUACUAAUAACAUUAUUCAAUCUUAUUGUUGUGUUAACUCCCCCCUUAAUAUGGAUCAACUCAUCCAACAAUUUUGGGAUAUAGAGGAAGUGCCAAACGGUACCGUGUUAAACGCAGACGAUUUAGAGUGCGAAAAAUUAUUUGCUGCGUCUGUUAAGCGAGACGUAAGUGGUCGAUAUGAGGUAGCUUUACCAUUUAGAAAGAUUUUUUCUGAUUUCGGAGACUCUUAUACUUCUGCUUUAAGACGAUUCCAAAACUUAGAAAAACGAUUCGCCUCUAUGCCUUUGUUUAAAAAACAAUAUAUGGAAGUUAUACGUGACUAUUUCGACCAAGGUCAUCUGAAGACCAUAAGUGGUCUACAUCCUAAAUCAUGUGGCUACUUUAUUCCUCAUCACGGGGUUUUUAAGGCUAGCUCCAGUUCUACACCAUUACGAGUGGUUUUCGAUGCGUCCGCGAAAACCGAUAAUGGAAUAUCUUUAAACGAUGUUUUAUAUACCGGUCCGAAAUUACAAACUGAUAUUUUUGACAUUCUACUUAAUUUUCGUUUAUUUCAAUUUGCUAUGACAUCAGAUGUGAAACAGAUGUAUAGACAAAUUGAAUUGUGUCCUCCUCAUCAAAAAUAUCAAUGUAUUUUGUGGAGGUUUUCUGAUGAAGAACCUAUUCAAAUUUGCCAAUUAACCACGGUUGCCUUUGGGGUUAAGAGUUCUCCCUACUUAGCUUUACGCACUUUACGCCAAUUAGCUGACGAUGAAGCGAAAAAAUUUCCUUUAGCGUCCGAGAUAAUAUUACGUGAUAUCUAUAUCGAUGACAUAAUUUGUUCUGUGGCCGAAAAGUCGAUCGCGCACAACAUUUAUCGUGAAUUAGUCGGUUUAUUCCAAGCAGGAGGCAUGGAACUAGUAAAAUGGGCGACUAAUUUACGUGAGUUAUCUGAUGAAAUUCCUGAUCAUGCUCGUUCAAAUCAAAUUUUGGAAUUCCCUACGGAGUUUUUGAGGGUGCUUGGCUUGCAGUGGCAAGCAAAUAGCGACGUUCUAAGCUUUUCUAUUAGUGUUGAAAAUUUAGAAUGUACAAAAAGAAAUAUUUUGAAAACUGUAAUGCGUAUCUGGGACCCUUUAGGUUUGCUUGUUCCGGUAUCUUUACAUAUGAAAUUACUAAUUCAAGAAUUGUGGCUACUCAAACUUGACUGGGAUGAACCUAUUCCAAAUUAUUUACAAAAUAUUUGGAAAGUCUUUCAAAAUGAGUUAAACGACUUAAGUCAAAUAAAAAUUCCACGUCAUAUUGGAUUUAAAACGGGUUCUUCGCUAGAAUUGUUGGCAUUUUGCGAUGCAUCGUCUAAAGCAUAUGCCGCAGUUAUAUAUUCCAGGAUUAUAGAUCCGGACCGUCACAUACAACUUCAUAUAUUAUGUGCUAAAUCCAAAGUGGCUCCAGUUAAAACAAUUUUAACUAUCCCUCGUUUAGAGUUAUGUGCGACAUUAUUAUUAGCAAAACUUUUGAAGUGUGUUAUUGCCCAAUAUUCGAAUCGAGUGAAUAUUACUAAUGUGUUUGCGUUUUCCGAUUCAAUGGUAGUGCUUAAUUGGAUCAAUGGUUUCCCCCAUAAGUGGAAGACUUUUGUAGCUAACCGUGUAUCAAAAAUUCAAUCGUUAAUUGAUGUGUCGUCGUGGUAUCAUAUUUCUAGUAGCGAUAAUCCAGCGGAUUGUGCGUCUCGAGGAUUAUCACCGAAAGAAUUUCUUGAACAUCCGUUGUGGUUGAGUGGACCAUCAUGGUGUUCACGUGAUAGGUCAGAGUGGCCUCUAAAACCCUUUACAAAAAAUAUUGAGCAAGAAGUUGUCUGUGAGGCUAAGACAAUUUCGUUACCCGUUUUCGAAGAGGAAGAGCAUCCUCUUUAUUCAUUAAUUAAUCGUUGCGGUUCUUGGUUAAAAUUAAUACGAUCAACCGUAUUUGUGUUGCGAUUCGCUAGAAUAUUGCCAAAACGGGAAAAUAUUAUAGCUACAGAUUUAACCAAAGCCGAGAAUUACUUAAUUUCUAGUGUUCAACGUGUUCAUUUUCGAGAAGAGUUUCGUUUAUUGAAGAAUGACAAACUGUGUUCUCCGAAAAUACGCUUUCUGAAUCCUUUCAUACAGGAUAACAUUAUUCGGGUAGGAGGUCGUUUAGUCAAUGCGGUGAUUGCUUACGACCAACAACAUCCCAUGCUACUCCCCAAAAGAGAUCAUUUUGUUGAUUUAUUAAUCGAUUAUAAUCAUCGAUUCAAUUUACAUGCCGGACCUCAUUUAUUAUUGUCCAUAUUGCGUCAAAAAUAUUGGAUUUUAGCCGCGAGAGGAACGGUCCGUUUUCGUGUACAAAAGUGUAAUACUUGUUUUAAAACUAAACCGCGUUCACACGCACCAAUUAUGGCUGAUUUACCCAGUGUCAGAGUAUCUCAAGCUAAGGCAUUUACUUAUACCGGUGUCGAUUAUGGUGGUCCAUUCUAUAUAACGUUAAGUAGGCAUCGUGGAGUACGAUCCCAAAAGGCUUACAUCUGUCUUUUUACAUGUUUGACAACCCGAGCGGUUCAUUUAGAAUUGGCAUCAGAUUUAAGUACGGAUGUUUUUUUAGCUGCGUUCAAGCGUUUUCUAUCUAGACGUGGGCCGUGUUCUACAAUUUAUUCUGACUCAGGUACAAAUUUUAUUGGUGCUAAACGAUAUUUAAAUGAGUUGUAUGAAUUUGUUCAAUCUAAUCUCUACCAAUCAGCUAUAAAUUCAGAGUUGUCUUGUCGACGUAUCAUUUGGCGAUUGAAUCCACCCACUGGGAGCCAUUUCGGAGGAGCUUGGGAGAGUAUGAUAAAAUCAGUUAAGACUCACUUAACUAGAGUUAUUGGGGAGCAAAUUUUAUCAUAUGAGGAAUUUUCAACCGUGCUUAUACAAAUUGAAGCCUUGUUAAAUUCACGCCCAUUAGUCUGGCAAUCUUCAGAUGCGGCCGAGGGUUUGCCGUUAACCCCGGCUCAUUUUUUAACGUUAACCCCUUUACAAAGUUUACCCGCAUAUAAUGUACUUGAUAAGCCACUAAAUAAGUUACAAAGAAAGGAAUUGCUUGAUAGUUUGGUCCAAUCGUAUUGGAAACGAUGGCACCAAGAAUAUUUAGGCGAGUUACAAACGCGACAAAAAUGGAAUACUCCAACCUGUCCUGUAACUCCGGGUACUUUAGUUUUAAUUAAAAACGAUAAUUUACCGCCACUUCAAUGGCUUACCGGUGUAAUAGAAGAGAACCAAACCAGAUAUUUAGAACCAAAAUUAACAGAUAAUGAAUUUAUUGCUACAAUAUUAUUACAUUUUAAACCCGAUUUAGCUAUUUUAUUAAAACCAUCGUCUCACAAUAUUACAUUGUUUCUAGAACAAUUAACUUUUAUGGACGAAACAUAUUUAAAUUUUAGAAAUAAUUUUAAUGCAAAUAGUACAAAUAAUGCUAGAUGCAAUUUUAAUAAUGACCGUUUAGAUAGUUCAUUAAGGCCAAAUAUUGAUAACUAUCAAAAUAAAAAAGAAAUUCCUGUUGUAAUGAGUAUAAAAGCAGAAGAUGACGGUAGUAAUGUCAUUAUUCAUGAAACACAUAAUUUAAACUAA